GGGGCUGUACAUAUUGUGGAAAUAUCUCAUUUCAGAAACCAUUAUCAGUGGCCCUAAGCUUUCAACGACGAGAACUCUUUCCUUGGAAUCAACCCUCUAGAACUCUUCUGUCCUAACCGGAAUCCCUUAAUCUGAGAUCACGUCUUGUUUGAUCCCACCAUGGCCCCCACUCUUCGCACCGUCACAACUUUCAAAGAAUUUUGUCUCGUGAUAGAUUGCAUGUGGGAGUCGUAUGCCGAUCCCUACAACCCGUUUCUGGGUAUCAUGGUCCCGAUCAAAGAACCCACUGCCGAAGGAGUAGCGACUGCAGUCCAGGGGCUCAAGGAACGAUUUUGGAAAUCUCAUAAAGCGGAUAAGGAUGAUUAUUGGGUGUAUAUUGUUAAUGUGGAGGAUCAAGGAGAGGGUGCUGGAAAAGUUUUGGCGGCAGCGAAUUGGGGUUUUUAUGAAGCGAGUCCGUUUGGGGGAGAAAAAGAUGGGGAAAGUGGUGAAAAUGAAGAUAAGAAUGGCAAUAAAGAUGCCGAAAAUGGUAAUGAGGAGGAAAAGGAAAAGAAAGACAAUAGCAUUAUGUCUUGGUGGCCCGAAGGCGAAGCACGCGAGUUUGUACAGACGGUUAUCUUCCAAGUAUUUGGUACGAGAGCCACAAGAAUGACAAGACCUCAUGCUCAUCUCUCCAAGAUGUUUACCCUCCCUGACCACUGUGGUCGUGGUUACGGAUCUUUACUCAUGGAUUAUGGAAUGUCUAAAAUCUCAGAAAUGGAUGUAGAAGCACUCGUAGAGGCCUCCGCCGGGGGAGUAUCACUGUAUGAGAAAUAUGGUUUCCGAACCAUUAAUAAAGUGCUCGUAGAUACCACUUACAAGAACGGGAAACCAGGAUUUAUUUGGCGUAAGAUGGCGCAUGAGUGCAAGGGAGAGACUACGUGGUGGAUGUGGAAACCGAAACCGAGUGAUGGGGUACUUUAUAAGCCAGGAAUGGAGUUACCGUGGGAGAAGAAGUAAGAGAGCUUGGGUCGGUAGAUGUGGGAUUUUGAUGGAACCAUGGCUGAAGCCCAGGAAGUCGCAAGAGGUAUAGUAUUGGAUCGGGUCAUCUCAAGAUUUUGCUUCUUGUAUUCUCUUUAUGGGCCGAUCAAAAAGAAAAGAUGUGAACUUGUAGAGUAGAGGUAGGCAGCUUGCUAUUUGCAUCGACACAGUAGAAGUUAUUGAAGUAGAAGUAAUGGUAUCGAAAUUUGAAUACCCACCAU
Molecule: messenger RNA, 1238 nt
Organism: Botrytis porri
Lineage: Eukaryota; Fungi; Ascomycota; Leotiomycetes; Helotiales; Sclerotiniaceae
Exons: 2
Coding region: 160-996 (278 amino acids)
Molecular function (GO): acyltransferase activity, transferring groups other than amino-acyl groups
Source: RefSeq, a predicted model, not a curated record